Messenger RNA from Nerophis ophidion (straightnose pipefish), 4351 nucleotides. RefSeq names its product apoptosis-stimulating of p53 protein 2-like. Gene Ontology annotation, cellular component: nucleus. Gene Ontology annotation, biological process: signal transduction; regulation of apoptotic process. The transcript has 20 exons. Gene Ontology annotation, molecular function: p53 binding. Bases 229 to 3552 code for a protein of 1107 amino acids. Lineage: Eukaryota; Metazoa; Chordata; Actinopteri; Syngnathiformes; Syngnathidae. The record is from RefSeq and is a predicted model, not a curated record.
UCCUCUUCCCGCCCUCCUUCCCUUUACGUCACUCUGGGAUCGGCUGCGGGCUAACAAGCAUCGCCAUCCACCAGCGGAGUUUACGCCUCUUUACCUUCGCCUUCUUUCGGGACGAGGGAUCGAUCCAGCCAGCCAGGAGAAAGUCGCCUUCACGGGCUGUGGGAUUAAAGUCGCUCCGCUUUCGUCGAAACUGCCAGUCGUGCGGAUUCAUGCCAGAUUGUUAGCUAAAUGCGGUACGAAGCUAAAAAAAUGAUGCCGAUGUUCCUGACAGUUUACCUCAGUAACAACGACCAACACUUCACUGAGGUUCCCAUCACCCAGGAAACGCUAUGCCGAGACGUGGUGGACCUGUGCAAGGAGCCAGGAGAGGCCGACUGCCACCUGUCCGAGAUGUGGCGUGGAUCUGAGCGAGCUGUAGGGGACGGCGAGAGGAUGCUGGAUGUGCUCCAGCGAUGGGGACAACACAGGCCUGAGGUGCGCUUCUUCCUGCGCCACAGCCGAGCCCCGAGCAGGGAUUCAGGUGUGUCCAGAGGCUCGGAGCCAAAGAGGAAUGGAGUGAAGGGUCCACCAGACAGAAGAAUGGAGAACGGGGUGGCAGCACCCAGAAUGGACAUGACUUUGGCGGAGCUACAGGAGAUGGCUGCCAGACAGCAGCAGCAGAUUGAAGCUCAACAACAACUCCUGGCUUCCAAGGAGCAGCGACUGCGCUACCUGAAGCAGCAGGAGCAGCGGCAGCAGCAUCAGGCGUCUGAGCAGGAGAAGCUCCAGCGUCUCCGCGACAACAUCGACAACCAGGAGAGUCGGCUCAAAAAGGUCCGAGCCCUCAAAGGACAAGUGGAGCAGAAACGCCUCAGCAAUGGCAAACUGGUGGAGGAGAUUGAGCAGAUGAACAACCUCUUCCAGCAGAAGCAGCGAGAGCUGGUGAUGGCUGCCACCAAGGUGGAAGAUCUUAACCGGCAGCUGGAAUUGUUGAAAAAUGGCAAAAUGGAGAACUUCCACGACAACCAGGGCUCUGUGGCUGAACUCGACCGCCUCUACAAGGAGUUGCAGAUGCGGAACAAGCUGAACCAGGACCAAAAUUCCAAACUGCAGCAGCAGAGAGAGAGCCUGAACAAGCGCAACAUGGAAGUGGCUUCCAUGGAUAAGAGGAUCGGCGAGCUGCGCGAUCGGCUGUGGAAGAAGAAGGCAGCGCUGCAGCAGAAGGAGAACGUGCCUAAUGGCUAUCCCGGUAAAGAGAGUGCUUCAAAAGACACACAUCCUCAGGCGCCCCCUGAUGGCCCAACCAGUCAACAACAGUCAGGUCCAUCACGCGUGGCGGCGGUCGGCCCGUACAUCCAGUCGUCCACCAUGCCCCGCGGCGGCACUGGCAGACACGAGCUGCUUGUAAAACCAGCCUACCCAGACGGCACUGCCACCCUGCCCACACACGAUCUGCAGAACAAGGCCAGAACAGGGAACCAGUCAUCAAAACCAGAGUCCAAUACCAACGGCCAUGGUCCAGCUUCAACACUUCCACGAAUGACCUCUCACAAAGUCCAAGAUGACACGGAGCCCAAGAGGGACAAGAAGGUUCGUCCAUUUUCUAUGUUUGAACCAACAGAGGUUCCCGCCGCUUCACUCCGCAAAAACCAGAGCAGCGACGACCUGGUCAGGGACGCCCAGUCGGCUCCCAAAGCUCCAGUCAAGAUCCCGCCGCCUGUCCCCACCAAACCGAAAGGCCCAAAUGUUGUCCCGUACGGCAAAGCGGGUCUGAACACGGGCACCUUUCCUAAAGCCAAGCCUCACAACAAUCACCCCCAGGCCGCCCACAGCCCUCUCCCACCCUCUCAGAGCCAGACGCUCCCUUUACCCUCCAAGCAGGACACUCCGCCCGCUGCCGCCGUGCGACCCUUCACCCCAGAGCUGCCCUCCUCCAAAGACAACAACAUGAGCAAGCCGCAGACCGUCGCCGCCAGCUCCAUUUACUCCAUGUACACGCAGCAGGCCGGCAUCCAGGGGGCCCUGAGCCGGUGUCAGAGCCGUACCAACGGCUUCGUCAGCGUGUAUGGAAAGCCAGUGAUCCCCAGCGGAGGAUCUCAACACCCAGAGAACCCCUACAUGGAACGCCGCUCCCCUGCCCUGGACUCUGAGGUGGACCACACUGGAACCAACUACACAGGUCCCAGUCCACCUGAGGGCUCUCAACCAGAGACGGAGCGCAUCCCCCGACCCCUCAGCCCCACCAAGCUGCUCCCCUUCAUUUCCAACCCCUACCGGCACCAGAGUGAUGGAGAUCUUGAAGCUCUGAGGAAGAAGCUCUACAAUGCCCCGAGGCCCCUGAAGAAGCGCAGCUCCAUUACGGAGCCUGAGGGACCUGCUGGGCCAAACAUCCAGAAGCUUCUCUACCAGAAAACCACCCUGGCAGCUAUGGAGACCACAGUCAACACACCGGGAACUCCCAUCUUUCCCGGUGAGGCGGAGAAGGAGGGAGAGAUAUCUGUGGGGCCUCACGUUCCAGGACCUCUGAGUGAUGUGGAGGACCACCAGUCAGAUGUUCUGGGGGAGGGACAACAUGUCCACAUUCCAACCCCAGCCGAACAACCCAGACCACCAGUAACAAUCAUUGCUUUUGACAAUGAAGACAUCAUACCCCCUCCUCCACCGUCACACCCUGCUCCCAGGCCAGAGGACGCGCUCUUCCCACCGCUGCCAUCUGCUGGUCUGGAGGACACCAUCCCCAACAUACCCCCUCCACCUCCGGAGGGCUUUCUGGAAGAGUUCCCCCCUUACCCACCGCCUCCGUACCCCAGCGGAGGAGAGCAGGACACCUUAGGAGAGGACACCUUUAAUAUGAAAGCGCCAGAGGUCACCGGUCAAGUCGUUUUGCCCCCGGGGAAGAGGACAAACCUGCGCAAGCUCGGCUCGGAACGCAUCAGCCACAGCAUGAGAGUGAAGUUCAACCCCCUGGCUCUGCUGCUGGACUCCUCUCUGGAGGGAGAGUUUGACCUGGUCCAGAGAAUCAUCUACGAGGUGGAGGACCCCAGCCUGCCCAACGAUGAAGGCAUCACUGCACUACACAACGCGGUCUGCGCCGGACACACCGAGAUCGUCAAGUUUCUGGUUCAGUUCGGCGUCAACGUCAACGCGGCAGACAGCGACGGAUGGACGCCUCUGCACUGCGCCGCCUCCUGCAACAACGUGCAAGUCUGCAAGUUCCUGGUGGAGUCGGCCGCCGCCGUCUUCAACACGACAUACAGCGACAUGCAGACGGCGGCCGACAAAUGCGAGGAGAUGGAGGAAGGCUACACCCAGUGCUCCCAGUUCCUCUACGGCGUUCAAGAGAAGAUGGGCAUCAUGAACAGGGGGGUGGUCUACGCCCUGUGGGACUUCGCGGGGGAAAACCCAGACGAGCUGUCGUUCCGCGAGGGCGACUGCAUGACGGUCAUCCGCAGGGAGGACGAGGAUGAGAUUGAGUGGUGGUGGGCGCGCCUCGGAGACAACGAGGGCUACAUUCCUCGCAACCUUCUCGGGCUGUACCCGAGGAUAAAGCCCAGACAGAGAAGCCUCGCGUAGAAGAACGCUGCACACUUCAUAAUGCGCAUUAACACACACACACACACACACACACACACACACACACACACACACACACACACACACACACACACACACACAGAGACAUGCUUUAACAAUCCGGAAAAAGAAGGAAACUGCUGCAAUAACGAGACACUAUGAAGGAUCAACGACGAACUUUGGGGCCCAACUGGCACUUUCCUCCAUCAACAGAGGGACUCCCUCCUUAUUCGACACUAUUUUGUCCCUCCCUUUUGUUUUUUCUUUUUUUGUUUCCUAAAGUGAUGGAAACUGUGGAUAUAAACGGAACAAGCAGUAUUGUAAUGUUGAGUAACUGAGUCAACAAUUCUGACUUACAGUGACAAUCUCUCUCUUUCUCGCUCUCUGUUUAUGAACACUGGAGGUGUAAUGUCUCCAAGCGCGUCACUAAUGGAUCUUUGGGUGCAAAAAUGGUGAGUUUGAGCCAUUGUUGUUUUCAGUCUGUGGCCCAUGACGUCUAAGACUUAACCACCGGGCUGAGACGCCACAGGUUGUACUUGUACUAACAUGAAACUGAUCCCAGGGCAGUUUGACUUCCAGGUUGACGACCAUGAGAGAUGUAUUACUCUCUACUUCACCCACUGACUGUUUCUCAGUCACAUCUAACAUCGUUUUCUUUCCAGUUCCCCCAAAACACAUCUCACCGUGCAGAUAUAUUUAUUUUUGUUACCGUUUGUUUUCUUUUACGCCCUCUGUAUGAACUAUAACCUCAAAUGUACUGUAGCAUUUUAAACAUUUAUAAUAAAUACUUUGUACCAAG